AUGUCAAAAGACAGUCGCAACGAUGGACGACGGCGUGGCGGUGGUCAGCACCGACUCGGCAUUAGAAUUGGACAAGGCGGGGACGGGAGGGAGAGGUCUGGCAGCAACAGCUCUGGGUCCUCGCAUGGAGGAGGCAAAAGCAGGAAUACUACCAUAACCGUUGCCUUGAAGGUAAUGUAGCUAGCUCUAUUUUCAAGUUGUACUGUAUAAUGUAACUAUGACCUGCAAAGUAAGACCGCGUUCAGAUAGCCAUCAAAUAUGAACGUAUUAACUAGUUAGCUAACUAACUUGGCUGGUAACCGGCUAGCCACCUCUCAAUUAAACACUGAGUAUACCAAACAUUAGGAACACGUUCCUAAUAAUAUUUAGCUCCCGGGCACGGCCGGGGUCGAACCCCAGGCUGUAGUGGCGCCUCAGACCGCUGCGCCACUCGGGAGACCACGUUGUAAAUCUUGAUACAAACCGGUGUGCCAGGAACCUACUACCAUACCCCGUUCGAAGGCACUUACAUCGUUUGUCUUGCCCAUUCACCCUCUGAAUGGCACACAUACACAAUCCAUGUGUCAAUUGUCUCAAGGCUUAAAAAUCCUUCUUUAACCUGUCUCCUCCCCUUCAUCUCCACUGAUUGAAGUGGAUUUAAGAAGUUACAUCAGUAAGGGAUCAUAGCUUUUACCUGGUCAGUCUGUCAUUGAAAGAGCAGGUGUUCUUAAUGUUUUGUAUACUCACUGCAUAUAGGAUGCCAUCACACAGCAUGCAUACUAUAUAAUUUGUAAGUAUUGAUUACAGUGGCCUGCCAAAAUACAGUAAUAAUAAUAAUAAUAAUAUGCCAUUUAGCAGACGCUUUUAUCCAAAGCGACUUACAGUCAUGCGUGCAUACAUUUUUUUUUGUGUAUGGGUGGUCCCGGGGAUCGAACCCACUACCUUAGCGUUACAAGCGCCGUGCUCUACCAGCUGAGCUACAGGGAUGCAAUGCUUUGUCGACAUGUGGCAAUACAUUGUCAGCUGUGAUAAAAUAUGCCAGUUGAUAGAAUUCAAACAUUCAAAUUAUUCUCUGUGCAUGUAGUGUUAUGUCAGUCAUUAGAAAAUACAAGGCUAUUCAUUGCAGCUAUGGAGGUUAUUGUUAGAGAUGGGUGAGCUCAGGUUAUUACUCAGACAAAAAGUAACAAUUCUUAAUAGUUCCAGUUAAGCAUCUCUUCCAUUGCUGAUGACACCAACAUGUUGAUUUUUAGGCAAAGUGGUGUUUUCAAAAAGAAACCCUGCUAUCACAUGAAAUCUCUUGCUGCAGACCUCAUACGCUAGUAACAACGUUUAUUGUGAAACUACUCAUUUGGCACAAAGUUGCAGGGGGAACAUGUGGGUUUGUGUUUGUCUUCCAGCCUUGUAUGAUUCAUCCAUUGCCGAGUCCAAUCGGAUGCUGCUGAGCCUCAGCCUAUCUGGAUAAUGCAAGCUACCAUUAGCACACUCCUUGAGCCUGCAGUUACACACAUCACUGGCAGCGGAGGACAGGCUGAGGGGCAGGCCUGCUGUGUGCAUGCACAUUUCAAGUUUUAAUUUUCAAGUUUUAAUGUCACAUGCACAAGUACAGUGAAAUGCCUUUCUUGCGAACUCAAAACCCAACAAUGCAAUAAUCAAUAACAAUGUAUUACUAGAAAAAAAACACGCAAAAUAAGAAAUAUGAAAUACAUAAUUAAGUAAGCAUACUAUAUACAGGAAAUAUUUAAAGUCAGUUCCAAUACCACAUGACUGCGCAGUGCUGUGGCAGAGGGAGGGAUUCCCACGGGGGGCCAGUAUGAUUUUUUUUAAACCAAAAAAUAAUAAUGUAUGCACUCACUAACUGUAAGUCGCUCUGGAUAAGAGCGUCUGCUAAAUGACUAAAAUGUAAAUGUAAAUGUGAGAGGGGGCUGCGAUGCAGCGCUGUGAGAUGACAGAAGAGGAGAGAAGCUGUAAAUACAGAAAGCAGUGCAGAGGAGAGGAGAGCCGGCAGGCAGAAAAGCAGCAGUGGUCUGCAGCACGGUGGUGGCUGGCUGCUAGCUCAGCUCAGAGCUCAGCACUGAUUACAGACAGCAGACGGGGUGAAAGGACCAUCAUCCCGCUAAGCACCCGGCUCACUCAAUCACCAUUGGAGUACUUGACACAGCUGGGCAAGUUGCUAUAAGGGUUCGAGCUACAUACAGUCUAUUUUGGUCCUGCUGUCGGAUGACUAUGUCACCUAGCACAAGUGGCAAUGCAGACGAGGGGAAACAGGUUGCUGAAGUGGGCUGCAAAAGUAUGUCAGGGGCGGAUAAGGACGAGGAACCUGCUUACAGACUCUACUUCUAUUCUGUAUGUAUCUUCUAAUCUUUGUCUCUUUCCCACUCUCUUUCUGCAUGCGUCUGUUUGUAGACCUGCUUUUAGAAGGAAAACCCUGCACCUGCUCCUCAGGACUGGCUCUUUCCUGUGCACAUGUAGAGGCUCAGUCUGUAAACCAGUUAGCAUAACACAUGCUCCAAAAACAACCUGUACUGGCUUCCAUAGUCAAGGACAGGUGGUAGCAGCUGAUUAAGUGGAUCAGGAGAGCCUUUCUGUAAGCCUUGCCUGCCUCCGGCUGAACAGCUAGGCAGCCAUCAGUCAAGACUAUAGGCUUCCUGCAAGUCAAGAGUGAUCCCUCAUCAGAUGGCUGCCAAGCCCAGGAAACACAGUGUAAAUAUUUACUGCUAUGAUGGUAACCUAGCUUGCUAUUUGUUAAUUUUCAGUGGAGUUUGGCUGCUCUGUUUGAUGUGCAGCCUCAGUGAUGUUGGUGUUUGAUCCUAUUGUCCUUAUGCUCUUCUAUGGUAAUAGAACGGAUCUUAUAUGUAAAGGAUAUUUUUUUGCUCACUCAAAGUAAGUCAAUUGUGAAUAUUCCAGAAGGACAUGAAAUGGUAGCAGACCAGGACACUGCUUGCUGUUUAUGCAUGUGUAAAACCUAAUGAGUCAAAUGAGCAUGUAGCCUAUUCUGUCAGCAUCCUAGGAUACUAUAGUGUGGGAGUUUCACACAGAAGAGAUACCAUGGGCUUGAUUAAAAGAAAGAAGUACCUCUGUAUUGUCAAACACUUCAUAUGGUAGAUAAACGGUAAUGCUAGUGUUGUUCUAAUUCGUUUCUUUGAACAGUGUCAUGGAAGUAAUUUAUUUUGUUGUAAUCUUUGUGAAUGGCAGUGACAGUUGAGACUCGAGAUAGAACAAUUUGUCUCAUGACAUGACUCGGUUGCUAUUACGGAUAGAAUGCAGAGAACCGUGAGUCUGGUUCAAGUCCCGAUUUUGAUAAGUAAGUCCAAAUUCAGGUAGCAAUUUUUAGUCUAAUUGGGUUACCAGUAGAUUUUACUUUGUUAUCCACCGGGAGAUUAUUUUGCAUUUAAACUCGAAAUAGUGUCGCUGUAAAUCCACUCUAUUCUGUAUUUGGAAAAUAUGCAAAAUAUGUGUGUGUUUGUGCACAUGCGCAUUGGUGUGUGAGUGUGCGAGGGAGAGGUAAAGAGAGGAGCGAGCAAGAGGUUUUGGCAUCCGCUCAACUUGCAUGACUAACUCAAUGUCACUUGAGGUGCCCAGGGAGAGGCCGGUGCCCAGGCAGAAGCCAGGGCCCAGGGUUCAGAGACGUCUCUAUUACAACACAGUACUCUGCAUUUAUUUAUGACAUUUGAUGCCCCCAUGUUAAUUAAACCCAUAACCUAUGUGUCUAUCUCCUGUUACCAAGCACCAUAACAUAACACGCAGGUGUGAAGAGCCACGUUGUCUUGUGCUGUUCAAAACAUCACAUGCUUUAUAUGACCUGUUUGGGGCAGGUUUCCUUGGCCAUAAAACACCAGUGCACAUUCUCUAGUGUAGCCUAGCCUACAUGUAGGGCAACUAUGCUGCAUAAAAAUGUACUACUAAUCUACUGUUCUGAACAAAGCACCAGUUUUCAUCCACAGCGUGUUGUCAAUGUUAUGAACUCAUCCAUGAAGUCCUACAGCUGGGUUAUAUGCCUUCAUGUGAAGUUAGGUUUUGGUAUUUGGUACCAUUUGAUGUAAUCCCCAUUUUGUCUGCAGGCGUCCUUUCAGCGGUCAAACAGCCAUGACAAGGUGAGGAAGAUUGUGGCAGAAGAGGGCCGUGCUGCUCGAAAUCUCAUCGCCUGGAGUGUUCCUCUGGAGAACAAAGAGGAGGAAGGCCAGUGACGUCAAAAUAUAUACACACACACGCUCAAAUGGGACUUAUAAUACUGUAUGUAUCAGUCUGAUGUAAAAGGAAUUAGUCUUUUUAUGAACACAGAUGCGUGUUUCUUUGAAGUAGAUUCCAUUGUGUUUUUCACCAGAUAAAUUUUUGUUGUCUUGGUGGGUAUAGAAUUGAUUGGAUGGGCAAAUACCAAUGUUCACCUCCAGUGGCAGGUGCUGAUAUUGACUUACAGUGCAUGAAUCAAACCCUUUAUCUAUUUGGAAUAGAGGAAUCAAUGAACUUGGGCACAGCAGAGGGCAUUGUGGUGGGGAAAGGUCACGCGAAUCCAGACACUCUCUUGGCUGUAAUACAGUAUCACCGAUAACAAAAUGACAACUUCUGAUUCACCUCUCAGUUAUUCUAUGCAUUGGCCUUCAUAUAUUUCCCUUCCCUGAGACGACUGGAAUCAAAACAGGUGUCAAGAUGAACUUUUGCUGUGAAGAGACAGAAUCAUUAGAUCAUUUGUUUUGGUUCUGUCCAUUUGUAGCUUGUUUUUGGACACAGGUCCAGGAAUGGCUAAAGGAUUGCAAUAUUUACCUGGAACUAACCUUGCAGAUAGCAUUACUGGGUGAUCUGAAAAGUCAUAGUCAAUCGAUCAAUAAUAUAAUAAUACUUUUAGCAAAAAUGUUUAUUUUUAAUUCACAAUCUGUAGAAGCAAUGAGAAUAGAAAGGUUCAGAACUUUUGUAAAACAUCACAGUACGGUUGAAAUAUAUAUGGCAAAUAGAAAUCCUAUAUGGAUGGUGUUAAGAGAUAGAUGGGAGGUAUUGAAUAGAGUUGAAGGAUGGGACUAAUAACAAAUAAUAACAAAGAUAACUAAUAAUGUAAGCAUACUGUGUCCAUAAUAAGUAUAUAGGUUGUAGGUUGGGAGCUUUUGGGAAAGAGCACAGUUAGAAAGAUAUGGCAUAUAGAAGCAAACCGGAUGGACAUCAUGAAAAUGAUUGGAGAGGUUGAGAGUAGAAGAAGUUCAGGAGCAAAAAAAUAAAAUAAAAAAUAUAUAUAUAAUAGAAUUAUUGUAAAAUUAACUCUGUCCAUAAGGUGUAGAUAGUAAGUAUAGACCGGAAGUAGAGGCCUGGGCAAUGUUGUUCACUAAUUUACUCCAAGUAGGGAAAGGAUGGCGGGGUUGAAAAGUAAUAAAGGGGAGUAUAUAUAUAAAAAAACAUGGGGGAUUGGAAGUGAUGCAGACAAUUACAUUGAUAGAAGAUACAAUAUAUCUGCACUAUUAAGCUGAUCCACCCCCCCCCAAAAAAAAGGGGGAAAAAAGAACUCUGUCAUUUCACUGGUCCCUCGUCAGAUAAAAAUAAAAUAAAAUAUCAAUAUGACUCCGAUUUAAUGAGCUUCACACCCACUAGUAGUGGAGGAAUGUUCAAUGGAUUGACAGAAAACAAUCAGUUUGCUAACUUUUAAACAUGAUUGAUCAUGAUUAGGAACACACACCAAUUAACCAAGUUAGUCCUUUGAUUGAACACUGGUUGAAUAUUUCAUAACUGUCUGGAUGGGUUCCGCAAUGGGUAACUCGACAACAAACAAGAAAUAUGUUAUUGGUAUCACAGAUGAAACCUGCUCAUGCUCACAGCCUUGUGGUCAUUGUAACAGGGUUGUUUUCCCACAGUAUUUGGGAAUGCUACCUACUCUGACAAUGUUGGGCAGAGUACAGCGUGAGAGAGGGGGGAGAGAGAGAUCGCUUUCUCUUUUCUCUUGCGGGGCUUUGGGUCAGCCUGUAUUGUGCGUGUGCGGUUCUGUACUUUUAUGUUUUGUUACUCCCUCAGGCCAUAUUCCAUCUUUGGCUAAACAAAGGGUGACCAGAUCAAUGUAAAAGCCAUGUGGGUCUUUUAGAACUAAUAGUCUGUUCUUCUGAAUGUCAAUGUUUUUCAUUUUUUUAUGUUUCACAGGGAAGUCCAAGACCCAUACAAACACCAAUUUGAGGAAUCAGAGAAAUAACUCUGGACUGCAUAGGAAUAAGAAACAGGUGUGCAUAUUGUCAUCUUUUAAUAUUAGCUUACAUACAUGUUCUAAUUUUGCUUCCUUUAUGAAAUAAUAAAACCUAAAGAUGGAUGAAAUAGUUUGCUCACUGCUAUAUAAGCACCUGUACAACUAGAGCUCAUUGUAGACCUAGCAACAUCCUGUUAUUUGUCUCAACAUUAUGCUUUGUCUCCCCUUCUGCUGUCUCUACAGAAUACAGGCCUGGACAGCAAGAGCACAGCCGGGGCCUUGCUUGACAAGGGAGCAGAAAAGAGCCCUUCCAAAGCCAGGCAGCCGCGCAAGGUGGACCUGCGAGCACGAUACUGGGCCUUCCUCUUCGACAACCUGCGGCGGGCCGUUGACGAGAUCUAUGUCACCUGUGAAUCAGAUCAGAGUGUGGUGGAGUGUAAG
Coregonus sp. 'balchen' is the source of this 6571-nucleotide messenger RNA. Lineage: Eukaryota; Metazoa; Chordata; Actinopteri; Salmoniformes; Salmonidae. The record is from the annotation of a GenBank genome assembly.